Messenger RNA from Paramecium primaurelia, 2137 nucleotides. NCBI's taxonomy places the organism in Eukaryota, Ciliophora, Oligohymenophorea, Peniculida, Parameciidae. The record is from the annotation of a GenBank genome assembly.
AUGAGCGUUAAAAAACAAUCAUAUGUAGGAAGUACUACAGAUAAUUCAGAAGCAAUGUUUUAAGCAAAUUUCACAUAGAGAAACAUAAGUCUAAAUUAAAAUUACCCAUUACCUCUUUAAAAUCAAUAAUUUGUUCAAUAAUAAACAUUUCAAAACUAAAGAAUUUCAUUUGGUUAAGGAGAGAUUUGUUAACCAUAACAAACAAUUUAAAAAUAAAGAUCUGAGUACAACUUUCAACCUUAAUAUCCAGUGACUGAUUUAAAUAAUACAUUUACAAUGUUGCCAAAAGUAUUUGAAAUGGAUUAAGACUUUUUACCUUAGGAAAUACUAUUUCUUUUAUCAGAAGAAAAUAAUCAUUUGGAUAAAUUAAGAAAAAAAGUAGAUAGAGAAAAAGAAAAGAUAAAAAAAGAUAUAUGUUUUAUUAAGAGUGAGAUUUCAAAUAUGAUUGAAGAUUUAGGUGUUUAGAUGUAAUAAUUUGUAGAUGAACAUUAUAAACGAUAUUUGAAUGUUUAUGCUGCUUUUAAAGAUGAAGUUAUUUAAUUUAAGAAAACAAAAUUAGAAGCACCACUAAAUUUAGUACCUCCACCACCAUCAAAUAAUUUUGGAGAUUGUUCUAAUGCUAAUCUAAUUAGAGAGUUAGAAGAAAUGAAAUAUUAAAAUUAUGUUAGUAAAGUUAAUGCAUACAUAAGCAAUUUGGCUAAAUAAAGAGUUGAAUAAAUAUAAAUAAUAUCAAAGGAAUUAUUAUAAUUGACAAGUCAAAAUAGUGAAUUCUAUCAUUCUGAAGCUACUUUGAGACAAUUAAAUAUUAUAAAAUAAGAAGUAGAAGAAAAAUUAAUAACAAAGUUUGGUGACAUGACAGAUUACAUUUUACCUUUAGAUUUUAUGGAAAAAAAUUAAUAGAAAUAAAUAAAUUAAGAAAUAAAAUGUAAACUUAAUCUAGAAACAUAAUCACUUCCAUAAUCAGCCAUUAAAAUAAAUCCUUAUUUAAAUAUCCAAGAACCAAAAAUAACUUUAAAUUUUGAGAAUUAAAUCAAUUAAUUUAAUCAAUCAUAAUAGACAAUAUAAUAGUCUCCUAUAAUGUAAUUAUAAAAUCAUUUUAUAAAUACUCAUACAAUAUAAGGAAAAAUCACUGAAUUAUAAGAAAUGUAAUCAUAAGAUAUUAGACAUAAUGGAAUGAUACUUUGUUUUACAAAUAUUAAAGACAAUUUAAUUGCUACUGGAUCUAAAGAUACUAUUAUUAAUAUUUGGGAUAAUUCUUCUCUUAUAUCUUAAUUGAAAGGUCAUACUGAUGGAGUAUGUACAUUAACUGUAAUUAAAGCUAAUAAUAUACCUUUCUUUUUAGCAUCUGGAAGUGAUAAUGGAGAUAAAUCAAUUAAAAUUUGGAAUUUAUCAACUUUAAAAGAACAUAAUACUUUAAUAGAACAUUAAGCAGCUGUAGUUGCAUUAUUAUCAUUAGAUGAUGGAUCAACUCUUGUUAGUGGAUCAUAUGAUAAAUCAUUAUUGAUUUGGAAUAUUGAAAAUUAGAAACCAAUUUAAAGAUUGAUUGGUCAUACAAAUGCUGUAACUUGUUUAACAUUAGCUAAAGGAAGAUUCAUUUCUGGAGGAUUAGAUUAAAAUAUUAAUGUAUGGAAAAUAAAUAAAAAUUCUUAAGGACAAUUUUAAUCAGCAUAAUUGGAAAGAUCUAUUAAAAAUUAAACUUUGGUUUGUGCUUUAAAUGUUGUUUAAAUUUAAAAUAAUGUAUAAAAUUUAAUAUUAAUAAUUUUUAGACUAAAAUUAUUAGUGGAGGAAAAGAUGGUAAGAUAAGAGAAUUUGAUAUUAAUACAGGUGAACUUUUGUAAUCAUAAUAAGUAACUAAUGGACCUAUUGUAGAAAUGAUUGUUGCAUAAGAUUAUGUAAAUUAUUCUAUCAUCUCUAUGUCAAAUAAAGUAAUUAUAUUUAAAUUAUCCAAUAGGAUAGAAAUUUAGUGAUUACAACUUAAGGAGUAAAUAAAGUCUUGGAUACAAAUGAUUAAGUAUUUAUAGAAUUUGGAUGUGGAGUAUAUCCAAAAAUGGAAGUUGUUGAUAAAUCAGGAUAAUUAUAGUUAAAUAUAAUCUCAUAAAAAUAGGAUAUUUAGAAGAUAUUUAAAUAUAUCAUUUGA